AUGGAAUGUGGCCCAUAUUGUGAAGAGACCUGUGAUGAGCUCAGAAAUGGCACCAGAAGGUCAUGUCUAUUCGGCUGUAGAAGAGGAUGCUUUUGUGACCACAGACAUGUGAGAAUCAGAGGGAAAUGCAUUACUAGAACCAAAUGUCUUGGCAGUAAGUUUUUAAUUAUUGUUCGACCAUUUUCGACCAGUCGAAUGAUUUUUAGACAGCCUUGUUACUUAGGACUUUGUAAAUUUGUAAAAGUAUGUUAUUCAAGCUACCUACUGUGAAAAUAAGUUUUUACUUAUAGCCGUAUCAUCGACUACACUUCAUAGAAAUCCAACCACAGUAAAUAUUAACGAAUUUGAAGAUGAAGAACUGUUUUCAUCAGAAAAUGGUCCUCAAGACCCUAGAUGUCCCACAAAUGCUUAUUUAAAGUCAUGUUCAGACAUAUGUCCAAAGCCUUCUUGUCAUCAUCCUAAGCCGGUAAGACUACUUGUUAUAUUUUCAUUAUGACAUUAAUUCUAUACUAGCCAUUCUCUAUAUAAUAAGGUACUGGUCAAUCCCUAUAAAAAACUUUAUUUUACGCCUGCCAUUCCCUAUAGAAUGCGUUAUUUCUGUACUGGCCUUCAAUACUGAACCUUGCUUUACUUCAACCUACAUUUUCUACCCUUUCUGCAUUACUUUAAUUUGGCUUUUUCGACUAUCGCAAGCCAUAUAAAGCAUUGCUUUCAAAAAUUGUUGUAAGCUACAUCGAUUACCUUAUGAUAUGAAAAAAUGACAAAAUUAUUUCAGCUUUUCCCCUGUUUUUCCCUCCGAUGUGGACGACCGAAAUGUGAAUGCAAGCUAAAUCACGUUUUCAAAGAAGAUGGAGGCGAAGAGUGUGUUCAUAUUGAUAAAUGCUCAAUGCCCAAGCCAGUAGAACUUCACCGGUACAUAUAA
This is a messenger RNA of Bursaphelenchus okinawaensis, 922 nucleotides long. The record is from the annotation of a GenBank genome assembly. NCBI's taxonomy places the organism in Eukaryota, Metazoa, Nematoda, Chromadorea, Rhabditida, Aphelenchoididae.